AUAUAUAUAGACUUUGGUCUGAGAAAUGGAGGAGGGCCAUUGUAGCGCUCAAGCUCAAAGCAACCCUUAUUCUUCUUUACGUCAUAUAAAUAGCUGACGUGUUGUUUGUAGAGUUUUUUCUUCUUUUUUUUUGUGAUUAUUGUGGUGAUGCUCUGCCUUCGAAAGUGAUCAAAAUUGUAGUCACCUCGUGUGUUUGUUGUUCAAUGCUAGGGCUUCUUGUAAUUUUAUCUCGGCCUAUCUUGUAAUAACCCAAUCUUGUAAUAACCCAAUACCAGAUUGUAUUGCCCAUUGGGCCAGUUUCUAAUGAAACAAUGUUAACAAAAAAAAAAGUGCUAGGGUUAACGGUGGUCUAGUAUUUCAAAUUUGGAACUUGAGCUCCUCUUUCUCCAUCUCCAUUCACAGAUCCUCUCCACCUCUAUCUUUAGAAUUCUUCGAGAUGGGAUCAGCUCACAGCCAGGACGAUCUAAAGAUCUAUGAAUCAGACGAGGAAGAAGAAGAGUUGGUGGAUGGUGAUCGUCGUCUAAAAUCUCCUUCAUCACUAGACGAAGUUGAAUCAAAGCUCAGAGCCUUGAAGCUGAAAUACCCAUCAACGGAGCAAGCACCUCCGAACUCCUCGGUUGAUCUUUUGCGCUACAUCAAUGGAAACACUCCCAAAGCCAAAUGGGUCGCAGCUGAAAAUUCCACCUCUUACUGCUUCGCCAAGUCAUCCCCAGAAGAUGGAGGAGGAGAUUCGGAGAAGGAAUGGUGGGUUAUGAAGGUCGGGAGUAAGAUCCGAGAGAAGGUCUCCAAUGAAAUGCGAUUGAAGGCAUAUAAAGAUCAAAGAGUUGAAUUCGUUGCUAAUGGUGGAUACUGGGCGUUGCGCUUCACCAGCAGAGGAGAAGACCUCACCACCGCCUUUGUAAGCAGCUUUAACAGUUGCUUGUUUGAGAACAAUCAUGGUGUUGAGUUGAACGAAGCCGGUUUAGCUAGCAUCUUUGAGGAAGAUUUCAUUGGGUGGGCCAAUCCUGAAGCUGCUGAUGAUUCCAUAUGGGAAGAAGCUGAUGAUAUUUUGCUUAAGAGCCCACAAUCCGCAACUCCACUGGACGUUACUAAGGCUUUUGAGGAAGCUGCUACGACAAGGAGUGAGGAGGGCAUACAUAGCUUAGCUCUAGGUGCUUUGGAUCAUAGCUUUCUUGUGGGUGAUUCUGGUAUUCAGGUUUUCAAGAACAUGAGGCAAGGGGUGCAUGGGACAGGUGUUUCUGUUAACUUUGAGGCUGCUUACGGCUCAGCACGAAAGAAUAAGAAGGCUCUUCUCAUGAGAGCUGAGACCAACUUGUUGCUCAUGAGUCAACAAGCCCCAGGAAUCCAUCAGCUUGAUAUUGAAACUGGCAAGGUUAUUUCCGAAUGGAAGUUUGAGAAAGAUGGAGUGGACAUCUCUAUGAGUGACAUUACUAAUGAUGGUAAAGCUGCUCAAUUAGACCCGUCUGGAUCUACCUUUCUUGGUUUGGACAGGAAUAGGCUUUGCCGAUGGGAUAUGCGUGACCCAUAUGGGGUGGUUCAGGAUCUCUCUACUGCGAAUAAUGCCCCCAUAGUCUUGACUUGGGCUCAGGGGCAUCAGUUUUCUAGAGGGACUGAGUUCAAUUGCUUUGCAACUACUGGUGAUGGCUCACUUGUUGCUGGCCUUUUAUCAGGACAGAUUAGACUCUACUCAAAAGGGGGCACUAUGAGGAAGGCUAUGACGGCUUUCCCUGGACUUGGUGCGCCUGUGACUCAUGUGGACGCUACUUACGAUGGGAAAUGGAUAGUUGGUACAACUGAUACAUAUCUGAUUGUUAUCUCUACCCUUUUCACUGAUAAGGCUGGUAAUACAAAGACUGGCUUUGAGGGUUCCAUGGGAAAUAAGAUGGCUGCACCAAGGUUGCUGAAGCUAACACCUCUCCACGCCCAUUUAGCUGGAUCCAACAACAAGUUCCGCAAUGCCCAGUUUUCAUGGGUCACGGAGGAUGGAAAAGAAGAGCGUCAUGUGGUGGCAACUGUUGGCAAAUUCAGUGUGAUAUGGAACUUUCAGCAAGUGAAGGAUGGAUCUCACGAAUGCUACCAUGAGCAGGAAGGGCUGAAGAAAUGCUAUUGCUACAAGAUAGUCCCUCGAAAUGAAUCUAUUGUGGACAGCCGUUUCAUGAACGACAACUCUGCAGUCUCUGGUUCACCUGAAGCGCCUCUGGUCAUUGCAACUCCCAUGAAAGUCAGCUCUUUCAGCUUAUCCAGCAAGAGAGGAAGGAAGCAAGCAAGUGCUUGACCAUUAGUUUAUAAAAAUUAUUAUAAUUGUAACUUGGUAUAAAAAAGUGUUUGUUGCUAAUUAUUAAUCAUGUAAUACAAAAAAUAUAUAAUAUAUUAAAAUAAUGGACAAUAUAAAUGAGAUAACUAAAAAAAUCAGUUUUUUUUUUAAAUACAUAUAAUGCUUAUGACACCAAAUGCCAAAUAGCUAAAAGAUAUAAAUGGAGUAUAUCUUAAAGAAAUAUAUAUAUAUAUAAUAAGAGCCUAUUCAAAAAGAAAAUAAAUAUAUCACAUAGAACUGUUUGCCAAUAGGAGAUUGGUUAAUGGAAGAUUAUCUCAAGGCAAAUAUAUGCAAAAAAACAUAUAUAAACAACUAGAAUGAAUUUUAAAAUAUGGAUUACAUAUUCUUAAGAAUUAAAUCCAAUUAUAAAAUAUUGUCAAAGACUAAAUUACAUUAUUUUAUAAUUUUCGAAUUUUUUAUUUAUUAAAUUUACACUUAAUUAAAAUAUUAUAUUUUAUUAGUUAGAGUGUAUGUUAUAAAAUCACCUAGUAGUGUUUUGCUAACCUCACUUUUUAAAAGAUAAAAACUCUUCUAUGUUCCUGUCACAUUUGCAAUACAAAACUAACGUUAACAAACAUAAGGAAAAUGAUUAAUAUUAAAUCAAAAUUUAAAAUUAUGUGAUAUAGAAAAAUAUUAAAUCAAAUAAAAAAUAAAAUAGAAACAUCUUUAAUAAA
Messenger RNA from Brassica rapa (field mustard), 2988 nucleotides. RefSeq names its product protein CYPRO4. Lineage: Eukaryota; Viridiplantae; Streptophyta; Magnoliopsida; Brassicales; Brassicaceae. Gene Ontology annotation, molecular function: protein binding. The record is from RefSeq and is a predicted model, not a curated record. Gene Ontology annotation, cellular component: nucleus; cytoplasm.